Molecule: messenger RNA, 2922 nt
Organism: Brienomyrus brachyistius
Lineage: Eukaryota; Metazoa; Chordata; Actinopteri; Osteoglossiformes; Mormyridae
Gene: angel1
Product: angel homolog 1 (Drosophila)
Exons: 10
Coding region: 191-2188 (665 amino acids)
Molecular function (GO): 3'-5'-RNA exonuclease activity
Source: RefSeq, a predicted model, not a curated record
GUCUAGUGGACUGCGGUGCUAGCUGGUGAGCGCUUGCCACGGCACCGUGCCGAAGAACGGGUGUGAUUUGAUGUCCGUUACGCCGCCGCCGCCCGAGCCCAAGCGGUAACCAGCGUCAAACUGCAGCAGCUAGAAAAAAAAUAGAAGACAGAAGGAUGGUCCCUGGAGAGCGGAGGCCAGCUGUUCCGUCAUGAAUGGCAAGGGUGUCUGGGAUAGCGAAGGACCUGUGACGCCAAGGCCCAGCGAGGAGCAGGCGGGCCAGCAGCUGACUACUGGCGGCAGUGACCAGGAGAAGAGUGGAGUGGGAGGGGGGGCAGCCCAGAGGGAGCAGCAGGAAAGGGUGGUCCUUGUGGUGGGUGGUGGGGUGCAGGCUGUAGAAAAGGAGGUGGUAACCCAAGGAGAAGUGGCCCCAGAGGGAGCCGUUCUCCUGCUUGAAGGAAGUGGUCCAGAGUCGGGGAGUAAGGAGGAUAAGCAGGAAGGCCCAGCUUUGGAGCCGGCCGAGGUGAGGGGAAAUGGGUGUUUACAGCAAGGGAGGUUAAUGGGUGUGGAGGAGCUGGGAACGGAGUCUGCCUGGGAUGGAGGAGGGUCAGACUCCCGUGGGCUCCAGUAUGGGGGGGCCGUGGCUGGCAUGCCCUCACCUUGGGGGUCCAGCUCUCUGUUCUCUGACACCGGCAGUUGGGCCUGGGCGGGCUGUGAGCAGCCUGCAAGCGGGGGCUGGCACUUCUCCUCAGGGCCUGGGCUGAGCCAAGUCGUACACUGCCCACCCUGUCAAGCCCCAGUCAUGACCUAUGACCCCCUGGCCCAAGAGAUGGUGCCGUUUGAAGUGACUUGGAGGGUGUGGGAGGACGUCUCCAAGCCCCAGGAGCCUACGGUGGGGCCCCAGGCCCCGUUCGAGUUCACGGUCAUGUCCUACAACAUUCUGGCCCAGGACCUGCUGGAAGCCAACCUAGAGCUGUACAGUCACUGUUCUCCGGGCGUUCUGGCCUGGGAUUUCCGACUCCGGAACAUUCUGCUCGAGUUUGACAAGUGGAAACCAGAUAUCAUGUGCUUACAAGAAGUCCAGGAGAACCACUAUGCUGAAGGUCUCCUGCCCGUACUGACAGACCGGGGCUAUAGCUGUGUUUAUAAGUGUCGCACUGGUACCAAGACGGACGGAUGUGCUGUGUGCUACCAGAGGUCCCGCUUCUGCCAGGUGUCGGCCCGUCUGGUGGAAUUCCGCCGGCCUGAGCUGGCGCUGAUGGACCGGGACAAUGUGGCUGUGGUGUUGCUUCUCCAGCCGGUGGUCGCGCGGGGGUCAGGGGCGGCGGUCCCGGGGGCGGCGGCCCAGGGGACUCCCAUCUGUGUGGCCAGUACGCACCUCCUUUUCAACCCCAGGAGGGGUGACGUAAAGCUGGCCCAGCUGGCUGUGCUCCUGGCAGAGAUCGACCAUGCGGUGAAGCCUUGGAGGUCCAGUGGUUCGCCCAGUCCUAUCAUCCUCUGCGGCGACUUUAACGCCGUCCCCAACAUGCCACUGUACCAGCUCAUUACCACGGGACAGCUGUACUACCAUGGAUUGCCGGCAUGGAUGAUAUCAGGGCAGGAGGAUUUUUCCUACAAAAUGCAUCACCACAUACUGUGCGCCCCCUUGUGGCCGAUCGAACUGGGGAUCAACGACAACUGUCAGUAUGUACCUGGCAGCAAGAGGCAGGCGGAGGCAGACUCAUCAGGGAGAAUCCGGUACAGCCACAGUUUCCUGCUUCAGUUUCGUUUCUGUGAGGCUUCCCUCGUCCGCCCCCCCGACCUAGACGUGAUCCUGGGGGUGACAGACGCUACUCCAGACCCCUCCCUGGAAAAGCCGUGGAAUGUUCCAAGCAGGUUUAGGAACGUUCUCCACCAUGGGCUGCACCUGCGGUCGGUUUAUAGCCCCCACGUGAAAGACACAGGCAGACCUGAAGUCACCACACUGCACUCAAACUUCGCUGGCACAGUGGACUACAUCUUCUACUCCGAUGCCCCCGUUGAUGCCCGUCACCAUGCCAAAUAUCGAGGGGGCGGGGCCCACCAGGGAGGGGGCCUGAAGCUGAUUGGACGCCUCUCCCUCCUGUCACAGGAGGAUCUGUGGCCAAUGAAAGGACUGCCCAGUGAGAUCUUCUCGUCAGACCAUCUUUGCCUACUGGCCAAAUUCCAGCUUGGACUGGACCACGCGUAAUGGAGUGCCCGAUGUCUGGCCAUCUUGGUGUUGGCAUGUCAGGAAAGGGAGCCAUCUUCUGGUUUAAUUAAGGUUUGCACAUAUUUUAGUCUUUUUUUUUGCUUGGUUCCUCUCCAUUGUUACAUAUGGUAGGUGACUCCCUUUACGUACCCCUGUAAAAUAAGUACUGAACAACGUAUUGCGUUAAGUCAGGCAGUCUAUGGUCUGUCACAGUUAAGCUUUGUUCAUAAAAGGUUUUGUGAAGGAACAGACGUCGGAUGGUCCUUUUAAAGAUUUGCAUCAGAAACAUUAUCCAAAAAAGAUGAAGUUUCAAGAAGCUAGAUCAGCACAGAGGUAGGAAUCCAAUCAAAUCAGAUCAGUAUCAAAAGGCCACAGUGUCCUUCCACUGUGGUAUCACAUGAAAGCACUGUGUGGGUAUUUUGUAUUUUCAUUUUGCAGGAUUAUCAUAAUCUACAUUUACGGUAUGAGAAUGUGUAAAUGCUUUCUUUGUAACCAUUUUGCAGUUCCUGUCAUAAAACAUGUAUUCCCCACUCCCAGUAGGGAGGGAAAGAGCUGGGGCAAACUUGCUGGGCUGGACCAGGGGGUGGAAUUUGGCACAAAGCUUUAACAUCAAGUAGACAAGUGUAGUCAUAAGUACAAAUCCAUUACUGACCUUCAGAAGAACCUUGAAACUUCAAAAAUGCCUCCGGAUGUCCGUCACCGCCUUUGUAAAAAUGAACAUCUCUGAUACCUCG